Molecule: messenger RNA, 1832 nt
Organism: Sorghum bicolor (sorghum)
Lineage: Eukaryota; Viridiplantae; Streptophyta; Magnoliopsida; Poales; Poaceae
Exons: 11
Coding region: 126-1265 (379 amino acids)
Molecular function (GO): protein binding
Source: RefSeq, a predicted model, not a curated record
AAACUUCUCGUAGGUUUUUAUUUUUAAGGCGCGGCAGCUGCGUAUUGUCCAAAUAAUCAGAUAAAUAAAUAAAUUAGGGUCCAAGAAGUCCGCCUUCCUGCCGCGGAUUCCCUGGAAUCUCGGAGAUGGCCCAAGACAAUGCAAGUCCAAUAGAUGCACUCUGGAGCAAUGCUUUUUUUGGGGAUCUAAAAGGCGAUUCGGAUAUGGAGGCUGAAGAGGAUGAUCCUAGCGAUCCAGAGGGUUUCACCCAAGAAGCCCUGAAUGCAAAGCAAGUGGUGUUAUGCCUGUCCAAAUCCAUCGUCUCACUUGUCUCUCCUGUUGAUGGGAAGCCUCUGUUUGGUUGCACAGGCACAGUGGUCAAUCAUGUGGGUUCGGAGACAUGGAUACUCACCUCAGCUACGCUGGUUAGGAAACCUGACACCGACCAUGAUGCUUACAAAGCGGAUGAAGUUAAGAUUGAAGUGCUUCUGCACGACAAAAGGACUAUCAAUGGGUGCAUCUCAAUGUGCAAUUUGCACUAUAAUAUUGCUGUUGUCGCUGUUGAGAUACAGUUUGAUCUUCCCAUGGUGGCGCUUAAUGACCUUCCUGAAUGUUACUCCUUGCUGGGUCGGCCUGUGAUAGCUGUAGCUCGGGACUCCAAGUCACGAGCUUUACUGGUGAGACAGGGGAACAUGAUUCGUAAAAGAAGCAAGUUGGACUGCAGUGAGCUUUUGCUCUGUACCUGUCCUGUUAAUAAGAUUUUUAUCGGGGGGCUAGUCGUAGACUUUGAAAGAAGAAUCAUUGGCAUCACUUUUUUUGGCAAGGACACCACUCAUAUCGUGCCAACCGAGAUUAUGGCAAGAUGUGUGAAACACUUCAAGGAGUUCAGGACACUCAAGCAGCCUUGUGUCUGCAUAAGGGGACAUGCUCUUCACAGUUUGGAACUAAGCAAUCUGGAAAUUUUAUGCCUCAAGUUCCCCAACCUAUCUUGUGGAGUUGGAGUUGUGGUAGACCAGAUAUCUGGAAUAUCAUCAGCAAAUUUUGGAGGCAUCGAGGCUGGUGAUAUCAUCUGCAGUAUCGAUGGGGUUGUUCUGUAUUCUGUAGCUCAGCUUACUGCGAUUCUUCUUGAUACGGUGGUUGCUAUGAAAUCCCAGAAGGCAACGAUCCUCCAGGCAGUGAUACAAAGACCAAGAGAUAACACCAAAUUUAUUGCGAUGCUGAAUAUAUGGGAAAAUGGUUCUGUCGAAUAUGGCAAUUCCUUUUGUAACAGAUGGCCAUUGCUGUGAAAGAAACGAGAUUGUGGUGUUCAAAUAUGAAGUUAUUGCACUUGAAUGAUUGAAGUAAUUCUUAGGCACUGGAUACGCUCCUCAUGACCUAGGUGCGGCGUUUGGUUCACUGUCCACAUUUUGCCAGCCAAAAUCAGAUUACAAGUGCUCUAGCUUUCUCACGAGAAUCUGUGCUCUCAUUCAGUUCCUUGCUCAAAUCUUCAAGAAUGGAAUGAGGGAGGAAGAGAGAGUAGCUUUGGAGCACUUGUUAGGGUUCCUGGCGCAUAACCAGCCCCCAAAACUGGUCGUUAUUCUGUGAAGUUAGUGAAAGUUCUUAUUUUUGGAACUUCCGACAUCCAAGGUACUUCCGAUAUAUGCUCGCGAAACCCUGUGGAGUUGGAGCUUCUGAUCCAAGUUGGAACUUUCCGACCCUACAGAGCCUGAGAAGGUGACGUGGCUUGCGCUGUGCUCUCAGAGCAAGUCAAACUUCCGACCUCCAGAGUGCAGAAAAACCUUCUACAAGCUCAGCAUGAUCCAUUAUAUCACCUAGAUUGAUUUUAGUUUAUUAUUAUUGAGCAUCUGGGUUCA